This is a messenger RNA of Penicillium canescens, 1347 nucleotides long. Its product is annotated as DUF1996 and WSC domain-containing protein. The record is from RefSeq and is a predicted model, not a curated record. The transcript has 3 exons. NCBI's taxonomy places the organism in Eukaryota, Fungi, Ascomycota, Eurotiomycetes, Eurotiales, Aspergillaceae. The coding region runs from base 1 to 1347 and encodes 448 amino acids.
AUGCCAGCUUGUAUGAGCUAUAUUCCCUCCUUGCUGAUAUAUCUCAGUCCCGCACUUGCAUUCUUCAAGGUGCCAUGCAGUACACCUCUGGUAAUUGAGAGAGCGGAUCCACUCAUCUCACCUGGGGUAGCCUCCAAUCAUGUUCACACCAUCAUGGGUGGAUCCGGCUUUGGGUUUACCAUGAACUAUGAAAUGACCCAGAAAUCGCAGUGCAACUCUUGCUCUGCAAUUGAGGACAAAUCCAACUACUGGGUCGCUGCCCUCUACUACCAUGCUCAGAAUGGAAGUUUCAUCCAAGUUCCACAGAACGGUGGAGCUCUGAUAUACUACGAGCAACGCCCUGAUCCAACUACGGACGGGAAAAUUGUGGCACCGCCAGCCGGAUUUCGCAUGAUUGCAGGCAGCCCAUUCGACCGCCACGACCCCCAAACAAACGGCUUUCCAACGACCAACUGCCCCAACGGCCUUCGCGCUCAGGUCUACUUCCCAUCCUGCUGGGAUGGAGUGAAUUUGGACAGCCCGGACCACAAGUCUCAUGUGGCUUAUCCUAACCAAACAUAUGACAAUGGCCCAUGUCCAGCGUCGCACCCAGUGCGCAUUGUCUCUAUUUUCUACGAAAUUACAUGGCAUACCGAGCACUUUGCAGACAUGUGGUAUGGCAACAGCCAACCGUUUGUCUUUUCUUUCGGUGACCCCACGGGAUACGGGCUACAUGGCGACUUUGUCAACGGGUGGGAUAUUUCAGUCCUCCAAGAAGCUAUUGACACGUGCAAUGAUAGCGGUGGAGAUAUCACUGAAUGCUCGCCAAUUCAUCUCUAUCCGGACACUGUCGCGGAUGGAUGUCUGCUGGAACCAUCGAUCGAUGAAGAGGUUGGUGGAUGGCUGACUGCUCUACCGGGCUGCAAUCCCAUCCAACCAGGUCCCAAUGACGCGACAGUCAGGACUGGCUGUGGAGCGCCCACACAAAUUGGCUCCCCGCAGCAUUACUAUACCGAUGUUAUCGGUGAGCUGGGCUGGGAAUGGAUUGGCUGCGCGGUCGACAAUGCAGGGGGCGUAAGGAUCCUUAGUGGCUCCAGCUCGGCGGGCGCCGACAUGACGGUCGAAAAGUGCAUUUCGAAUUGCAAAGCUGCAGGGUAUACAAUUGCCGGCCUUGAGAACUCUCGGGAGUGCUACUGUGGCAAUAGCAUUGACCCUGCCAAGAAGCCUUCUGUCACGCCUAUGGGAAAUUGUCUUUAUCCCUGCAGCGGCAACCCUAGUCAAAACUGCGGGGGUUAUGGCUUUAUCGGACUUUACCAGCAAUGCACGGGCAACUGUCAGAAUUUGCAAUACCCCGUGGUUCCUCACUAG